This is a messenger RNA of Zea mays, 864 nucleotides long. RefSeq lists its product as uncharacterized. The transcript has a single exon. NCBI's taxonomy places the organism in Eukaryota, Viridiplantae, Streptophyta, Magnoliopsida, Poales, Poaceae. The coding region runs from base 271 to 651 and encodes 126 amino acids. The record is from RefSeq and is marked validated.
GUGGAUGGGCGGAGUGGGGAGGAAGAAGGCACAGGAGGUUGGGUUGGAAUUGGAUGGGAACGCCGGAACGGCACCGAUUCCUCUCCGCAGCAGCACAAGGCCCCGUGCGGCCGUGCCGGCUUCCCCUGCCCCCCGUCUCUCUCUCCUCCAUCUCCUUGCUGACACCUUUGCGUGCCCUGUGGUUCUGAUCCGAUCUAUCCAUCAUCCAAGGCCGCCUCCAUCCUGUCCCUGCUUCUCGCGCGCGCAUGCACGCUAGGAGGGAGGAUAGGAAUGGCGACGGAGGUAAACCGGGACGCCAACGCUGACGACCCUCCUCUGCCGCAACCGGCCCCUUCCCCGUCGUCGGAGGGGAAGGAUGCCAACAACAUCAGGGACAGGGUAUCCUUCUCGUCGUCCUCCUCCAGAGCGGCCCGCCCUUCGUGCUGGGGAAGCAUCAGAAUCAUUCAUCGGUUUGGCCGGAUCCGGAGCCGGAGCCUGAGCAGAAUGGGCAGCGACGAGCACGACACGCGCGCAAGCCUCGGGGGUCGUGGGCGCCGCUGCGGUUGCGGUUGCGUUUGCAGCGGCGGCAAGGCGGGUGCAGCGGUCGGGCCGACGAGGUCCCUCCUCCAGCGCAACGAUUUCUACUGCGACGAUUGCAACACGCACGCGUAGGAGACGUCCCUUCAGCUUUCUGCUGCUUCAUCAGAUUUUGCCCAUGGUGUAUGUUGUGCAUCUGAAUCUGAUCAGGAGCGAUUCAAGUUUUGUAGUGCUUCAUCAUUUUAGAUAGCCGGUGUUUUCGCUAUACUGUUUCAGUUACGUAUUUGUUGCCUGAAAUGUCCGUAGUAGCAAUCAUUUAGGCAGAUCAGUUUAUCCUAGAACAUGAAC